Messenger RNA from Penicillium salamii, 594 nucleotides. Lineage: Eukaryota; Fungi; Ascomycota; Eurotiomycetes; Eurotiales; Aspergillaceae. The record is from the annotation of a GenBank genome assembly.
AUGGCCGACAACGCAGACGAUCUCGCCGCCACCAGAACCGAGGGGUUCAAGGUCGGAGAGAAGAAGACCAUUGACGAGUACAACCAGCUGGACAAGGACGAUGAAGCCAUGCAGCGCUGGAAGGCCUCACUCGGCCUGAACGCCGGUGAACCCAUCCACGAGCCCAACGACCCCCGCAAGUGCAUUAUCAAGUCUCUCGCUCUGCAAGUCGAGGGCCGCCCCGACGUCAUUAUCGAUCUCUCCACUCCCGGUUCCGUCGAAGAUCUCAAGAACAAGCCGUUCCAGAUUAAGGAGGGCUCCAAGUUCCACAUCAAGGCUACCUUCCAGGUUCACCAUGAAGUUCUGAGCGGUCUCAAGUACCUGCAGGUCGUCAAGCGCAAGGGUCUCCGUGUUAGCAAGGACCAGGAGAUGCUCGGCAGCUACGCACCCAGCACGAACGUCAAGCCUAUCUACGAGAAGAUUUUCGCCGAGGAGGAGGCCCCAUCCGGCAUGAUUGCCCGCGGACACUACAAUGCCACAUCCAAGUUCCUGGAUGACGACGAGAAUACCCAUCUGCUGUUUGAAUGGGCCUUCGACAUCGCCAAGGACUGGUAG